CAUACACGUAUGAGGAUUGUCACAGUCAGACAAGACAGCAGUUUUAAAAAGCAGCACCAGCAUCAUCAUCCGCAGAUAGCUAGCAAGCUAAGCAGUGCUGUUGACAUAGAAGCAAAUAACCGUUGAGUCUGUAAUUAGCUGUCAAAUGUCUGAUAGCCCCGUUGUCUCAGGCAGCAAUUCGGACCUACAGAACUAGGUUUGCUAGCUAACAUUAACAUAACAUCGCUUGCAAAGAUCAACUAUAAACUGUAGCCUAGCUAGCUAGCUAGCGUUAGCUGGACGGAUUCUGGUUGGACAGGUUCAUAAACAAGCAUACGUUAGCUUGUUAGACUGAUUUGUUGUCUUAUUAUGUCAUGCAAUGACAUGAAAAAGAGACUCAUGUGACCAAGGACCAGUGUCUGCGGCACAUGAUCCGGGCUGGCUGAGACGGGAGGAGGCUUCAAUCAUUCACUUAAAAGGAGUUGUUGUAUAACCAUGGCAGGCAAGUCCUCCCUGCUGAAAGUCAUCCUUUUGGGAGAUGGAGGUGUGGGGAAGAGCUCCCUCAUGAACCGCUAUGUCACCAACAAGUUUGACACGCACCUCUUUCACACGAUCGGCGUGGAGUUCCUCAACAAGGACCUGGAGGUAGAUGGGCACCUAGUCACCUUGCAGAUCUGGGACACUGCGGGCCAGGAGCGUUUCCGCAGCCUGAGGACUCCUUUCUACCGCGGCUCCGACUGCUGCCUGCUCACCUUCAGCGUUGACGACAACCAGAGCUUCCUGAACCUGGCCAACUGGAAGAAGGAGUUUAUCUACUACGCGGACGUCAAGGAGCCGGAGAAGUUUCCGUUCGUGGUGUUGGGGAACAAGGUGGAUGUUACGGAGAGGCAGGUGUCCGCUGAGGAUGCCCAGCAGUGGUGUCGUGAGAGCGGCAACUAUCCGUACUACGAGACCAGUGCCAAGAACUCCACCAACGUGGCGGUGGCGUUUGAGGAGGCCGUGCGGAGGGUCCUGGCCAUGGAGGAGAGGACGGACCACCUCAUCCCUACAGACACGGUGAACCUCCGCAGGAAGCCGCGCUCGAGUGCCUCCUGCUGUUGAUGACGCCUGGAGUUGACGUCACUGAGGUUCGAGCUCAUCAGCGCUCUCCAAAGCCCAAGUCUAGUUCUUCUUGUUAUACACCUUCACUCUGGAGUGCCUAACUCCACUGUUGAGAUGAGCUUGAGGUUUUCUCCUGUUACUUAAAAAAUCUCAUUUAAAUGUGUCCUUAAUAAGGAGAUUAUAAGUGUUCACAUUGGGAUUAUGAGAAGAAGAAUUAGGCCUUGGUGUUAGGUUGUUGCUUUCUCAUCGAAGUUGAAAAAACAGGUAUUGUCGGAAGAUGAUAUUCUAGAGAGAUUUAGCCUACUUGUCAAAGCUCUGAUGUCUGGAAACACGUUGAUAUUUCAACACCUGUGAUCACUGAACGAUACUAGCUGUCUAAAAUGCAUCAUCAAAGUUAUUAAUAUAACUUGGUGGCCACAAUAUUUGAAUGAGGUUUCACUUCUUGUUGGUUUUUCAACCUUCAAAAGUUGCAUGGUGACUAACUAAUCAAAGGUUGAGAAGAACUGCACCUGCUUUGCUUAUUUCAAAUAUGCUUGUUAUUUUGCUGGUUGAGCUUUGCUUUAAUUUUGUGGGUAUCUGCAAUGUGAAGAUGCUGUUGCUUAGUCGGUGCAUGGACAUCCAUGCCUGGACUUUGUUAGGGACCUGGAAUGGAUGACAGCAUGCAACACAGUAUGCAUCAUUUGUUGUUGACAGAAAUAUUUGCCACCAUUCCUGAUUUAUUUUCUGAAGAAGAGGGUUCCUUUUUGUGGAAAUAUGGAGGUUUCUCUCAUUGUGACAAAUGGUCUCUGAUCCCGGGUUGAGAUGAGAUGAAAAUGUCAGUCACAUGAUGACAUACUUUUCUGCUGAGUCACUUUUUUUGCAACCAGCCUUCAAGUGUGAUACUGUAAUAUACUGUUAUGAGAGUUGCUAAUUUAAAAGGUGCCUAAUAUUAAAUAUUAUUUACAGAAAUGCUGUCAUUAUUUUAUUUUCUGAGAUUUAAACAUUUAUUAUUAUGAUGAAAGAUGUGGAAGUUUGAGUGUUUUCUUGAAUUUUACCUGCACUUUCUUGACCUUAUAAUGGCUGUUUAAAAACAUUACAUGGAUUGUGUUCUCAUCAUCUAACAAACACACUGGAAGAUAAGUUAAUAUAAACUACAGUUAUCUCUCACUAACACUAACUUUCUAAAAAGUUCUAUUAAUACAUCAAUAUUUGAAUGAUUUCUUGAGUUAUUACAUUUUCAGAUAGAGGAUAAAUGCACAACAUCCUUUGAUCUAGUGGUAGAGAAGUGACUUGCCCAGAAAGCCCAGUGUUUCUGUCACAAUUUAAAAUAUUCUCUCCUCCCUGCCAAACUUGUGAUUCCAAUGACUUGUUGAAAAGCUACGGCAGAUAGUUUUUUAUUUUUUGUUACUUAUUUUCCAUAUUGUAUACAACAUUUAGCACUUAGACAAAUGGUAUGCAUAUUUACAACUACAAUAAAUUAUGCGUAAAUUA
This is a messenger RNA of Osmerus eperlanus (European smelt), 2550 nucleotides long. RefSeq names its product RAB9A, member RAS oncogene family (gene rab9a). Gene Ontology annotation, molecular function: GTP binding; GTPase activity. The transcript has 3 exons. The coding region runs from base 475 to 1080 and encodes 201 amino acids. Gene Ontology annotation, biological process: retrograde transport, endosome to Golgi; Rab protein signal transduction. The record is from RefSeq and is a predicted model, not a curated record. Gene Ontology annotation, cellular component: late endosome; phagocytic vesicle; lysosome. NCBI's taxonomy places the organism in Eukaryota, Metazoa, Chordata, Actinopteri, Osmeriformes, Osmeridae.